GUCGGUGGUAUUGGAGUACGGAGUAGACUAGAUCAGUUAAUAUCGGUUUAUAUUAAUGCAAUUUUAGUUUAGCGGUAGAUGUAAUAUAUAAUGGUUGGAUUAUUUGUCAUAGUCGUUAAUUAUAAGCAGAGUAUUAUCGCGGUGGAUAAUCAGCAAUUAAUCAUCGCCGUGAAUAGGAUGAGAACGUGACACCUGUUAGCACAUUUACUGGUAUAAAAGCUCUAGUGUAUCUACUCGUUGCUUAGUGUGUGUAGAGCUUUUGAGUAGAAAUCAAUGUCUGGCUGAUGACGUUAUGUUACAUUGGUGUGGCAAGCUCUGAUGUAUGAAUGUUAAGCACCGAGAAACUCUUUGUGCAUCGGGUAAAACGUGAUGGAGUGUGAGGAGUGAGUAGAAAAUUGGGUGAUAAGAGAAUGAGAAGCUUCGGCAUGAUCCGUUGCUUGGAAAAUGUGUUAGAAACUUUGGGCGGGGAGGCAUGGAAGCUGAAGGCAGCCGGCUGGCUCAUCAGGGGCUCCACCACCAGCUCACUUUACCACCGGGCAUCCCCGGACUUGAUGUCGUAAGAGCCCUGCACCAGACAAUAAUCUCCCUGCGAUCUGCUCUGGACUCAUCGCGGGAGGAAUUGCGUCGACUCCGCGAGAUAGUUGGCGACUUUCGUGGUGAGAGUUACGUUGAGACAGUUGAACGUCUGUCGCUCGAGAACCACGUGCUGCGUCGCAGAAUUCUCGACGGAGUUAAAACUGAAGCUAUCAAGGAUGUGUCGAUUAGUUCUACGGAAACGGCCGCGAGGUCUAAACUUGAGUUGUCACCAGCUCUAAUUAUCGAAGAUUUGUCAGAAACAUCGCAAACGGCAAUGAGUAACGUCAUGGAUAGUGAAACCGUAAAUACGGAUCGGGCGGAGAGCCAAGCAAAUCUUCAGCUUAAAUCCUCGAUCAAUGAAGAAAAUGAAGAUGAAUCAAACGUCAAAGAGACUUUUAAUAUACAAGUGACCAGUGAAUCAUCAAAAGAAAUUCUUACUGAAGAAAUAAGUCCAGAUCAAAAGCCAGACACUGAAAAAGAAACCGUAGACGUUACAGAUGCUCCCGCAACGUCAAAAGAACUUUAUGAGCCAACGGACCUCCUCGAAGUUCCCGAUAAAGAUCCCGAGGACAUGAGUAUCCGCAGUGUCUCUGACGGAGAUAAUUCUGUGCUGAGUGACAACCCGGACUGCAUUAACCAGCAGUUAUUGACGCCAGAAGUAAAACAUGAGUCGGAAAACGAGUCCGAGGAACUGGAUGAUAUCGAAUUGAUUUUCACUACUGAUGAGUCCUGUCGCGACGUCGGACUCCAGGAGGACUUGGUGUCCAUUACGGACGCGGAGCACUGGCAGAGUAACAACAAUAAUAAUAACAAUAGCAGUUUGAACAAUAAUAAUAAUAGUAUGGGAGGUCAGCCGAUUUUACUAAAGUACACCAAGUCUGCGGAAGAGGCUGGGGUCUGUAAUGGCGAAAAGACAGUUAGCAGUUCUGUUGAAGAACCGGUGUCUUCUCAGAGCUCGUCAAUCGACCGUGAAGAAAGCGUCGAUCGCUUUGACGAGAGUUCAAACACGCGCUUAAACAAAAUGUGGUCACAGUGUUCGGUUCUUGUGGAGACGGACAUCAGCAAAUGUGGUGUUGUCGAAGAACCAGAACACUCCGCCAAACAUGCCGCGAGGAGAAAUACUCUUGCCGCUCCACCGACCGCAUACAGGCCCAUAAUCCACCGUGAAGCUUUAGCGGCAGGUCGUAGAAAGAGCUCGACACCAUUACGUCCGGUAAUGGACCGGAGUUGUGGCGCAAGACGUGAAUCCGGUGCACAAACGGACAUUUCAGCGCUUCCUGCCCAAUGGCGAUCUGAGAGUUAUCUUGCUCAUAAAGUUGCCCAUACAUUUACGACUUUACCGAGUAAAUUUGCUCUUCCGACGGGUGUUGCCGGCAGACUAAGACUCUCAGACAAGACACGCGAGGCCAGAAGAGUUAUGCUCUCAGAUAUUAGUUUCACCAGCAUGGUGCCUGAAUUAUCUCGUAGUGCUGAUCAUCUCUGUCACGAUCCACAUUCUCAGAACUGUUUCAAUUCACGUGGAUGUGGAAUACGCACACCUGAGAUCAAUCGCCGUGAGUCACUGGGGUCACCGGCGAGUUAUUGGCCCCGAUGCAAUCCUGGUACAGGAUUACCGAGCCCUUGUGAUUGUCGAUUAUCAACGGAUCUAUACUCAUCUAGAUAUCGUGGCUCCUUGACCUCAAUACCGUCACCUGGUCUUGAGGUUGGAGGACCACCGCGGAGACAUUCCUGGCGGGUUAAUGCCGCUUCCUUUGACACUUGGAAAGUACCUACUGCGACUUCAACACCUAGGCCAACUUGGUCUUCGAUGCCCUCGUCACCUACUCACGUACAUCCGCCUUCGGUGUCUAGUAGAAUUAUUAAAAAUCCGCCCAAGCGAACUCGCUCCAAAGUAACAUUCCAAGAGUGUCCAAUGAUACGAGGAAGUCUGCCAAAUUUACGAUCAGAUUUGAUUGUCAGUGAGAACAGCGGGGACUCAACAGAAUCACUUAUUGAUGAAGCCGAGGACUACUUGAGACGCAGCAUCGACUCGAUGUUAACAAUAUCCAGCGCUGAUUAUUGGAGUCGACAGUCUGCUCGUCGAAGAAGAGCACGGAGGCACUCGGAGCCUGACUUAUUUAGUGAAUGGAAUCCGCCGCAAGAUGCGCGACCUUAUUUACCAAAAGUUCCACGGGAUCUCAAGUUGGAUCACCUUGUAAAAGUAAUAUCGCCUGAAGGCCGAGUACUUCAAGGUAAAGUGAGAUACGUUGGUCCAGUUCCUGGCAGAGAAGAAAUUCAUGUGGGCGUUGAAUUGCCAACUGAGAGCGGCUCCUCAGAUGGCACAUUUCAUGGACGAAGAUUCUUUGAUUGUGAAUCAGAACGUGCUAUCUUUGUACCAUUUAAAAAAGUUGUGCUGGCCUGGUGCACCACCUGACCCGAGUCAACGACCGGUUCAACCGGUACCGCGUUAUUUCCGACGCCCCGAAUUUUGCUCUCUCAGUUCACCAUGUAAAUCAUCUCGAUCGAUACUCCCAAGGAUCCUAUCGAUAUAUGAAUAUUUACUGUGAGUAAAUGCAAACAAAGUAACAUAUAUAUAUAAAUAUAUUGAGUAAAGAAUAACGUAAGAUAAUUUGUGAGAAACAUGCGAGGAAGUAUUGGGUUUGAUAACGACGACAAUGACGAACAUGACCACGACUAUGACAUUGACAUUUAAAAUAACCUCGAGCCGGUGACUGGAAGUAAAUUAACAUAAAACCCUUAUCGAUAAAUAAUCAAAAGUAUUUAUAAAUGCGUAAGAAAAUCAUCAGUGCAUCGGCAAUGGCACGUAAAUUUAACAGAGUAAAAUAAUUUUAAUAAUUAAUAAAUAAAUAUAUUAAUUAUUAUUAUUAAUAUAAUAAUAUCUAUCGUAGAUAUUUAUUGUCAUGAGCUUUUUAUUAAUCAUAUCCACGGGUUGUGUAUAAAUUUAUCUAACGACGGAUACUUGUACGUCAUGUUUAUGUAAUAAGCUGUUACAGAGGCUAUAGGUGUACUUGUGUGUCGAAAUAAGGAAAAGAAAAAGAAAUAAAUAAUGUCUGUUCCGAGGAUUUAACGCACUAUAAACAAUAAUAGUGUCUGUGUAUGAAUAAUCUAUAAUAAUUGACGUGUAAAACAUUAUUAUAAAUCGCGGCACGGGAUGCCGUGGGGUGGGGUCGGUUCAAUAAGUAUCGACCCUCAUUGUAGAGUAAUUGUCUAUUAGAGUUACAAAGAUUCAGCUCUGAAAAUAAAUAUAAGUUAAGUAUUUAUGGCAAAUUGCCAACGGGGUACCUGGUGUCAAGAUUCGUGUUAUUGUUCGCUUAACUGGAGUUUGAUAAAUAUUUGAAUUUUAUUAUUUUAAUAUCCGCUAUUACUCCCGGGUAAAAAUACAUUUUUGUGUAUAAUUAAUUUACAUCUGAAUUUUAUUCCAAAACUCAGAUCGGACACAAAUUCGACUCAUCAAGAAUUUGUAACAGCUUUAAUUAAGUCGAAAUUAUGACUAAAAUUUUUAUCCGAUUAAUUUUAUAAUCGAAGAUGAUUUACGUCAAGUACUUGAUAAGAGAAAUUUAUUGGUAAUUUUUGAAUCUAUAGAUUUGACAAAAGGUUUGAUUCAGUAAAAAUUCAGACAAGUUUCUAUCGAAGUCAUCUCAACUGUAAUUCAAAAUAUAAUAAAUUAAUUUUAAAAUUGCCCUGGGGGAUUUGAAUUACGGUAAAUUCCCGGAAUUUACAGCAUUCGGGCGAAUUACAGUAAAAUCCCGUAUUUUGCGGUAAAUUACGGGAUUUUACGGUAAAGGUAUCGUUAAUUCACCAUAAAUAUGUGACGACUUCUAGUAUUUUACCUCCAACUUCCGGUAACAUUGCAGUAUUUCACCGUAAACAUGCCGAGUUACUGUAAAACUACGGAAUUUUACCGUAAAGUGAAGUAUUUCACGGAGUUACGGCAAAAAUGUCCCGAAUCGCAGUAAAUUAUCAUAUCGCACCGAAAAUUGCUGUAUUUUACCGGAAGUUGCCGUAUUAUAUCGUGAUUUCCCGCAAAUGACAGUAAAAUGCGGCAAAUUUGCACUAAAUUAAUAAUGAAUUAAUAAUGAAAGUCAUAUUUGUGUCAUGAUCUAAGCUUCGUCAUGAAAUUCAGAUCUGAAUUAAUUAUAAAAAAAAUUUUUUUACACGGGAUUAUUAUUUUUUUUUGUUUCUUGUUCUAAAUUGUUCGUUCGUUAAAUUCAAACUUGGAACGAUUAUCGUGAGAACAUCGUACCUGGUUCAUAUAGUAAAUUAUUAUUAUUAUUAUUACUAUUAACUAUAAUUAACAUCACAUUUAAAUAUGCCAAUUAAUUAUAGUUUACGCCAUCUCAGUACAACAUGCGUUCAACGCACUACCAUUUUAUAUUUUUUUUCUAUUUUACUAUUAUUGUGAUCGUGCUUUACACAUCAAUUAAUUACUUAACAACUAAACUUGUUAAUUAAUUAAUUAAUUAUAUUCUAUUAUUAUAACUAACUUAAGACAUUUGAAUCCGCAGUAUUUAAUAAGUCGUUGACUUGCAAAGAUUAAGUAUUUUGAAUUAUUAUUUAGAGAAAUUAUUUUAUGAGCUUGAGUCUAAAGUAAGAAUUUAUUUUUUAAAAAAAAUAAAGUAUUUGACUUGCCAUUGUGCAAAUUUAUUUUCCAAAGUACUUUUUAUUCAACAAUUUAUUAUUAUUACUAUAUAUAUACACAUAUAUUUUAAAUAAAUAAAUUAGAUCUCGUUUGUUUUAAUAAUUUUUAGUUUAAAAAAAAAAAACUCGUACUUUAGUGUACUUAUAAAUAAAGGUGACGUAUUCUGAUAUAUAUAUAUAUAUAAAGUAUGAGUAAAAUGAAAAGUAAAUUUAUUGGAUUGUGUUGUAGAUUAAUAUUAGAAAGAAAAUAUAUAAAUAAAUAUAAAAACGCACCUGCUUGGAUGGUUGCGAUAAAAAUAAAAUUACGUCUCAAUGCGAUUGUAGUUAAGGAAAUUCAAUAUAACGUAGAUAAAUAAAUGAUAAUAUAUAUCUAUAGAUAUAGAUAUAUAUAUUGUGUAAUAUAUGAAAGUUUAAAUGUGUAAUUUAUUGAGACUUAACAGAGCCGAAAAAGCAGGCGCAGAUAUAUUGAUAUAGAAAAAAAUGUUAAUCGAUGUUAAAUUGCUAUAAUUAUUAUGUUAAGUGUUUCGAUGUAACGUAUUGUUAUCCAAAAAAAUUAAAAGAAAAAACAGAAUAAUAAUUGAGUAAUAGUUAAUAAUAUUUUUGAGUUUCGAUGACUCUCAAUGAGGCUAAAUUUUUUUAUGAGUGAUUGUAGCAGAUAGACAAAUUUAAAAUUAUUAAUAAACAGAGUAAAUAAUUAAUAAAAUAAAAUUUUGAAAAAUUGCACAUUUAAAAAAUUUCAAAAUUAAUAAGUGCAUUUUUUGUAAAUAUUUUUUUUUUAAUUAUUUAAUCUAUUUAUUUAUAAUUUUAAAUUUGUCUCUGCUACAUUCAUACUCGUAAUUUUUUAAAAAUUUGAACAUGAGAUUAAAAUAUUUAAUUAUUAAAACAAAUAAAUUUAUAUUUUACUUUCGAUUUAAAUCUCGAAUCGUGAAAGUUUAACGUCACUGGACAUGCUCUCUAAUUCCUGACAGAAUUUAUUGGUUUAAAAAUAAAAUUUAUUUUUCAGUCAAUAUUUAAAAUUUUGACAUUAUGAAAGAUCUCAUGAGUAUUUUAGUGAUCUUUAGUAGUAUAAAUUAACAGCAUGAUUAUUUUAAAUUGUCAUUAAAUAGACAGUGGUCUAGUUAUUAUUUGAAUUAGAAAAAAAAAUAAAUAAAUAAAGAAUUUAAAAAUAUAAAUUAAUAAUUAUAAAAAAAAGCUUUACUGAAUAAAAUUACUAUAAAAGAUUGAUAUUUAU
This is a messenger RNA of Microplitis demolitor, 6445 nucleotides long. RefSeq lists its product as uncharacterized. The record is from RefSeq and is a predicted model, not a curated record. NCBI's taxonomy places the organism in Eukaryota, Metazoa, Arthropoda, Insecta, Hymenoptera, Braconidae. Bases 473 to 2989 code for a protein of 838 amino acids. The transcript has 9 exons.